GCCGCGGCCACGCCGGUAAAAUAAACGUUCAGUCAGACCUGCGUCGCCAUUUAAUGAAAUCGUAUCUGUAACAGUUCGCCGACAUGAAUAGUGGUCGCCGAAAACUGUCGUUCCUUGGCUUCGCACCGCAGGAAGCAGCUGAAGAUGAGAUCCACUUGGAUGAAGAGAUGGAUCGCGUGCUCUGGGGAGGAGGAACCUCCAUCAGAAAUCUUCAAAAUACCGAACCCCUUAGGGAUGCCGCAGCCCCGUUGCCGCACACAUUAUCAUAUCCAAACGUUUCCAUAGAUUUUCAAAAUAGUUCUGAGCUCUCCCCGGGUAGUCCACGCCAUUGCAGUACUACUGUGUCUGAGGCUCAAAUGUCAGGUAUUCUAUCGGAUUCCGGCUCAAUAUACGCAAAGGACAUCGACCGCCACGUUCAGUUUGAUAGUGAAGAUAUAGAAAGCUCUCUGACAGAAGAUUACAAAGAAGAAAGACGAAUUCAACGACACUAUCGCCACUUACAUCCGCAUAAGUUCCGCAAGUACUCCUUGCAAGAGGGAGGCAGAGUUGGUGUGUUAUUACCGAGUCUGUCUAUUGGAGAAAGGAAUGCCCUAACUUCGGCAACAGAAGAACCUUUACCUGAGGCUGAUCAAGACGACCUUCGCAGCCACCGCAGUGUUGAACCUAGAGCGUUGCGUCGUCAUAAAAUUCAAUCAAGGGGUUCAACAGUCCACGUCAGCAGAAAAGAUGGUGGAGACAAGACCAUGCAAAGUUUAUUUACUGACACCAUCAACAAGAAAUUAUUGGACCACAGUCCUCAUUCGGUCUUCGUUCAACUCGAUGAGUUGUUGGCCAAUGAAGAUGGUGACUCGGAGUGGAAAGAAACGGCCCGUUGGAUCAAGUAUGAAGAGGAUUUGGAAGAGGGAUCAGCUCGUUGGGGUAAACCUCACGUUGCCUCUCUUUCUUUCCAUUCUUUAUUGAACCUGAGGCGUUGUUUGGAGACUGGAGUUGUGCUGCUUGACCUUGAAGAAAAGGAUCUACCUGGUGUUGCUUACAGGGUGGUUGAGCGCAUGUUCUCAGAUGGAUUGAUAGCAGAGGAUGAUAAGGCCGUGGUGCUGCGAUCGCUUCUCUUACGUCACAAACAUGUCCAUGACGAGAAGUUCCGAUUUUCUAUAAGUGGCCGAAAACAGUCCUCCUACACAAGUUUGCAGUCGCUGUGGUUAGAAGAUAGCGCUUUGGGUCCACCUGGGCCGGGUGGACGAAUUCGCUGUUCAAUUUGCUCCACCACCGGGUCCUGCCGAAGACACAGCACUCAUCUUAUCAACCUGUCAGACUUCAAACGUCGGCAGAGUACGCACAUGAUUAUAGGAGAUCGAUUGGAUACACGUAAAAAAUCGUCAGCGGCUGGUUUAGAUACACGUGAAGUUGAAUAUCUAGCAGCUGCCGCAGUAGAUUCUCAGGAUAAAUUAAGACGUCCCCAUAAUGAUUCCAUUAUGAAAAGAAUCCCCGACGAUGCGGAAGCUACUACGGUUCUUGUUGGAGCGGUCGGGUUCCUUGACCAACCCACCAUUGCAUUUAUUCGACUGGCUCAUGGCAUCCUCAUGCCUUCCAUUACGGAAGUUCCUAUUCCAGUGCGAUUCAUGUUCAUUCUUCUUGGACCAACAACUGCGCAACUUGAUUACCACGAAGUUGGUCGAUCAAUUUCAACACUUAUGUCUAAUCCAACCUUUCAUUCGAUUGCAUAUAAAGCUGAAGACCGACACGAGCUUCUAUCGGCUAUAAAUGAGUUCUUGGAUGAUUCAAUUGUUUUACCACCGGGUGAUUGGGAGCGACAAGCUCUGUUGCCAUUCGAGGAACUACGAGCUAAAAGUGAAAUGAUUCGUCGCCGUAAACGCGAUGCGAUAGAAAAGAAGCGUGCUGCAACUGCAACAACAGAAGAAGCUUCUCCAAUUGAGGAGAAGAAAGCAUUAUUAAUUGCUGAAAGUGGUGGGCCGCCAGAUAAGGAGCCUGAUGAUCCACUAUCUAAAACGGGACGUUUGUUUGGAGGAGUUAUACGAGAUAUGAGACGACGUUAUCCGCAUUAUGUUUCGGAUUUCCGAGAUGCCCUAAAUGGCCAGUGUGCAGCAGGGGCUAUAUUUAUGUAUUUUGCUGCACUGUCAUCGGCCAUCACUUUUGGAGGUUUACUAGCAGAAAAGACGUAUAACACUAUAGGAAUCUCGGAAACUUUGGUUUUUACAUCCGUUGGAGGCGUAUUCUUUGCAUUGGUUGCUGGCCAACCAAUGAUGAUCACAGGUGCUACGGGUCCACUCUUACUCCUGGAUGAAUCCCUUUCAAGCUUCUGUCACUCGUACGGUUUUGACUUUCUAGCAGCGCGGAUGUACUGUGGUUUAUGGAUGAUCGUAAUAGCCCUCCUCGUGGCAUCUUUAGAGGGAAGUGUGGCUGUCAAGAAAAUUACUAGGUUCACGGAAGAUAUUUUUGCGUUCCUUAUUUCUAUGAUAUUUAUAUCAGAGCCGAUCACAAAUAUCAUUAACUUGUAUCGAAUGCAUCCACUUGGAUACGAUUAUUGCCAGAAAGAAAAUAUAACAAUUUCUCCGCCAAUUAUCAAUUCUACAUUAUCAGAUGGUUUAACAAAUAUCACAACGCCAUUACCUCCACCAAAGCAAUUUAUAUCACCGCAACCAAACACAGCGCUCUUCUGCACUAUUUUGACUCUUUCGACAUUUAUAAUCGCUUAUUACCUUCGCAUAUUCCGGAACGGAAAAUUUUUGGGUCGUAGUGCACGUCGUGCGCUUGGAGAUUUCGGGGUCCCAAUCGCUAUUAUUGUUAUGGUGGGUGUGUCUGCAAUUGUACCAGUCUGGACAGAAAACUUGAAGGUCCCAGACGGAUUAAGUCCUACAGCUGAUCGUUCCUGGCUUGUACCUCUUAACCCAGGGCUAGAGACCAUUCCUAUUUGGGCAAUAGGAGCCAUGGUUUUACCAGCACUUAUGGUUUACAUCAUCGUAUUCAUGGAAACGCACAUUGCGGAGUUAAUUAUUGAUAAACCUGAGCGCCGUUUGAAGAAAGGCAGCGGUUUCCACAUGGACAUAGUUGUUAUGUCGUUAGUGAAUGCAGUUUGUGGAAUGUUCGGAGCACCGUGGCAGUGUGUAGCUACAGUGCGAUCUGUUAGCCACGUUUCAGCCUUAACAGUGAUGUCCACAACCCAUGCACCCGGUGAUAAGCCACAUAUUGUUGAAGUUAAAGAACAACGUUUGACCGGUCUGAUAGUAGCGAUAAUGGUGGGAGUGUCUGUGCUUGCCUCGGGUUGGCUACGUCUCGUACCAAUGGCCGUGCUAUUCGGAGUUUUCUUGUACAUGGGUAUAUCGGCUUUAGGUGGAAUUCAGUUUUGGGAAAGAGCCAUUUUACUUCUAAAACCAGUUAAACAUCACCCGCAAGUACCCUACGUUAGACGAGUGCCGACUAUGAAAAUGCAUCUGUUUACUUGUAUCCAAAUUAUGGGUAUCUGCAUUCUUUAUGCUGUGAAAUCGUCGAGGAUUUCAUUGGCUCUGCCAUUUUUCAUAGUGCUUAUGGUUCCAUUGAGAAUGACAUUGGUUUACCUCUUCACUCCUCUACAAUUACGAGCGUUGGAUGGUGUGCAAAAGGAUAUUGACAACGAUGAUGAACCAGAUUUCUACGAGGAAGCUCCUCUACCAGGAUAAAGUAGUAAUAAAUGGGCCAUUAUCAUGUUCAUGCCCAUCUUAUAAGGCAAUAGUCAACUGGUUUUAGGAUCGCCGGGAAUCCGCCAUUUUAACCCUUUUUCUGACAAUUAUUAUUAUUUGAUAUAGGCUAAAACAUAUAACAUAGUUGGUUUGAAAUAUCGCCUUCAAAGAACAAUUAUCGCUUAAUACGUUUUUAUAAUUUUGUGUAUACAUUUGUAAAACACAACAACCGAAUUUAGACGAUAUUUAGAAAUUUUAUUUUUAAUAAUGAGACCAGUCUAUUUUCAAUAUGAGCUUUUUAAGCUUAAAUUUAAAAUAGAAUGUCAGUCUUAGUUUAGAAAUUGAAAACAUGUAGGUGGGAUGCUGUAAAUGCAUAGUUUUAUAUAGCUAUUAAUAGCUCUCACAAAGAGCCAAAGUAGGUGCCAAAGAUUCCACAACAAAUAUAGGUGUUUAGGUAUAAAUUUUAACUAAAGCAAAAAUCAAUAAAGAUUAAGUUGUUUUUUUUUUGUUUUUGUUUGGAGAUUAAAAUAAGGAGUAGCAGUAUUAAGGUACCUAGUAUUAUUAGAAAAUAGUGUCAUUAUGUGUAUUUAAUAUAGAGUUUAGACUAUGUGUAAUUCAGUAUAGUUCCCAGCGCGUGAGUUGGCAAAGGUCACUGAACAAACUUCUCACCACACCAAAAUCUUGCCAAAUUUCGCGCUGAGCCCUAUUCUCUAUGAAUUUUUAGCAAAAUAAGCACAAUUUGUACAAAUCACGACUGUGUAAAAAUACUUUGUAGAUAACUAAAUAUUACAUACAAAAAAUAAUUUACACAAUACACAAGCUAAAUUAACGAUA
Molecule: messenger RNA, 4508 nt
Organism: Pieris brassicae (large cabbage white)
Lineage: Eukaryota; Metazoa; Arthropoda; Insecta; Lepidoptera; Pieridae
Gene: Ae2
Product: anion exchange protein 2
Exons: 19
Coding region: 84-3674 (1196 amino acids)
Biological process (GO): bicarbonate transport; transmembrane transport; monoatomic anion transport
Cellular component (GO): plasma membrane
Molecular function (GO): solute:inorganic anion antiporter activity; monoatomic anion transmembrane transporter activity
Source: RefSeq, a predicted model, not a curated record